AUGAAUAUUGAAGGUGAUGAUCCUUGGCGCAGGCCUCAUGUUUCCCAAGCUGCAGAAAAUGUUUGGUCUGGAGAGAAUAAGGGAUCCAUAAGUGAUACCGUUAUUGAUAACUCACCUUCCCUACUAUCACAUGACCCAUUUGGACCAACCACCUUGAACGAGCCAUCUCUUUCCGCUGAAGUUAAGGAAACUAUAAGGGUGAAUUAUAAUGAACGCAACAUUAAUAAUACUGAUAGUUCUACGAUGGAACAAAGUGUAUGGGGACAAGCUACCACCUCUUUUAAUAAUAUAAAUUCAUCAGCUUUAGACAAGCUUAAUUCAGCAGGCAAUGAUGCGGCCUCAGAAAAUGGAUCUAAAAGCGAACUCUUGGAUAGUUGGAUAGAAAGUGUACGCAAAACAUUUGUUCCUUUAUCAAGCAAUAUUGUGGUGGUAGAAAAGAUUCCGGAGAGGGAAGGAAUACUUUUCAAGCAUACAAACUACUUGGUGAAACAUUUAAUUUCGCUACCUAAUACUACCCCCUCUCCUGAUAGAACAGUAAUCAGAAGAUACUCGGAUUUUAGCUGGCUACAAGAGGUUUUACUUCAAAGAUAUCCAUUUCGAAUGAUACCUGAAUUACCUCCAAAGAAAAUUGGAACUCAAAAUUCAGACCCUGUAUUUCUUGCAAGGAGAAGAAAGGGAUUGACUAGGUUUAUUAAUCUUGUAAUGAAGCAUCCUGUAUUGCGGAUCGAUGAUCUUGUCCUGACUUUUUUAACGGUGCCGACAGAUUUAUCUAGUUGGAGGAAACAAGCGAAUUAUGAUACCUCUGAAGAAUUUACUGAUCAAAAAAUUGACAAAGCCUUCUUAGGUAUGUGGCAUAAGGAUCUCAGUGUGCAAUGGAAUAAAGCGGAUGAAAACAUUGAUGGGUUGUUAGAGUCAUGGAUCAAAAUAUCAGUACUUGUUGAAAGAUACGAAAAACGAAUGAAGCAUGUAUCAGAAGAACGGAGAAUAUUGGGUACAAUAAUGGAGGAAUUUAGUGCUAACUCGAAUGCGUUAUAUCCACUGGAUUUGAAUAGCAUUAAUGAUAUCAAUAACCAUAUAAAUAUUGUGUCAAAACAUCUUCACAAAUUGGCGGAUAUCUCCGAAAAUGAGCAGGAAGAAGUUGAAGAAGAAUUAUCUGUGAAGUUUAAAACUUUUAUUGAUUUCAUUUUAGCGCUAAAAGGUGUAUUUGAAAGGUACAAAAUGAUGGCUGGAAACAAUAUCCCACAGCUUCAGAGACGAGUGGAGAUUAAUCUUGAUAAAUUACGUGCCAUUGAAGGUAAAGCUGACACGAAGGGUGCGGAAUACGAAAGAAUUAAGGGAGUCAUUCAAAGAGAUAAAAGGACCAUUACGGAUCAAUUAAACAGGUCAUGGCUAAUCAGGAAAUGCAUCCUGGAGGAAUUUGUUAUAUUUCAAGAGACACAAUUUGUUAUAACUAGCAUCUUUCAGGAAUGGGCGAAGAUGCAUACAAAAUAUGUAAAUGAGCAUACAGAGUGUUGGGAGAGGUUAUAUUCGAAUAUGGAGGAUAUGCCCUUUGCAAGAAAUAUUUAA
Molecule: messenger RNA, 1566 nt
Organism: Eremothecium sinecaudum
Lineage: Eukaryota; Fungi; Ascomycota; Saccharomycetes; Saccharomycetales; Saccharomycetaceae
Gene: MVP1
Product: Mvp1p
Exons: 1
Coding region: 1-1566 (521 amino acids)
Biological process (GO): protein targeting to vacuole; retrograde transport, endosome to Golgi
Cellular component (GO): endosome
Molecular function (GO): phosphatidylinositol-3-phosphate binding
Source: RefSeq, a predicted model, not a curated record